Molecule: messenger RNA, 3069 nt
Organism: Daucus carota subsp. sativus
Lineage: Eukaryota; Viridiplantae; Streptophyta; Magnoliopsida; Apiales; Apiaceae
Exons: 16
Coding region: 220-2901 (893 amino acids)
Biological process (GO): nuclear-transcribed mRNA poly(A) tail shortening; regulation of DNA-templated transcription
Cellular component (GO): nucleus; CCR4-NOT core complex; P-body
Source: RefSeq, a predicted model, not a curated record
AAUGAAAUAUGGGCAGGUAGACUGAAACAGGGUCCAUGGGUGCAAACGGGUCGGAAAAGUACCCAACAGAGCUUCACAAAUUCAACACCUAAACUAAACCCCCAAAUUACCAAUUUCAACAUAGCCUAACUACUAUUGGAGUUAAAUUAUACAUACACACACAUCUAUAUAUAAAUUAGCUAGGGUUUUGAAUGAUAAACUCUUUUGAUUUGAUCUACAAUGGGCGCUAGCAGAAAAUUACAAGGCGAGAUCGAUCGAGUUCUGAAGAAGGUUCAAGAAGGCGUCGAUGUAUUCGAUAGCAUUUGGAACAAGGUGUAUGAUACUGAUAAUGCGAAUCAGAAGGAAAAGUUCGAGGCGGACUUGAAGAAGGAAAUUAAGAAGCUCCAGAGGUAUAGAGACCAGAUCAAGACAUGGAUUCAAUCCAGUGAGAUUAAGGAUAAGAAGGUUAGUGCCUCUUAUGAGCAGGCUCUGAUGGAUGCACGAAAACUUAUUGAGCGUGAGAUGGAAAGAUUUAAGAUAUGUGAAAAGGAAACAAAAACUAAAGCGUUCUCUAAGGAAGGUCUUGGUCAACAGCCUAAAACAGACCCAAAGGAGAAGGCUAAAUCCGAAACAAGGGAUUGGUUAAACAACGUGGUUUCAGAGUUGGAAUCCCAAAUUGAUAGCUUUGAAGCUGAGAUGGAGGGGCUGACCGUUAAAAAAGGGAAAACCAGGCCACCUAGAUUGACACAUUUGGAAGCUUCUAUAACUCGACACAAAGCUCAUAUCAUGAAGUUAGAAUUGAUCCUUAGGCUCUUGGAUAAUGAUGAACUGAGUCCUGAUCAGGUCAAUGAUGUCAAGGAUUUCUUGGAUGACUAUGUGGAACGUAAUCAGGAGGACUUUGAAGAGUUCAAUGAUGUUGAUGAACUUUACAUUUCUUUACCACUGGAAAAGGUGGAAUCUCUUGAAGAUCUGGUCACGAUACCCCCUGGCCUUGUCAAGGGUGUUGGUGCAACCAGUGCAAUUUUAAGUUUGAAACCCUCUCUGACAACAUCUUCAGCUCAACUGCCGGCUGCUCUGACAUCUACAGACCAGCCGAGUUCUUCUGUCCUUGAGCAAGUUGAAGAGACUGUUUUCCAAGACAGUACUUCAGAUGUUCCAAAAACUCCAUCUUCUAAAAGUACUGCUGUUGGUGCUUCUGCUCCAACACCACCAACAGGUAGCCAUACGACUGGCAUUCCAAAUAACACUGCUCAUAUCUUACCUGGCAUGUCUACUGCUUCAGCAAUACAGUCAGGUCCAAGUCCUGCUAAGGGGAUGUUGGAAAUUGCUUCUGCUGUUGUUUCUUCGGCUCCAGUAAGUAUAUCUGUUUCUACCAAGGAAGAAGAAUUUACUGGUUCUCCUGGUCGCAAAUCAUCCCCUGCUCUUUCCGAAACUGGUUUAAGAGGUGUUGGUAGAGGUAGCCUGUCCAGUCCACUAUCAACUGCUAAUCCUCCAAGUUCUGGCAGUACUAUUCCUAACAAUGGAGCCUUUGGUGCAUUAACUCCUGCCUCCGAAAUUGCAAAGAGAAAUAUGGUAGGUGCUGAUGAGAGACUUGCCGGUACUGGUAUAGUGCAGCCAUUGGACUCCCCUCUGAGUAAUAGAAUUAUGUUGUCGCACGCUGCUAAAGCUUUCGAUGGAAUUAACAUGACUGAGAAUGGGAAUCUUGGUGAAGCUGCAGGUAUUUCCCCCAGGAUUUUCUCUCCUGGGAUGCAAUGGAGGCCUGGAAGUUCCUUUCAAAACCAAAAUGAAGUGGGGCAGCUUCGUGGAAGAACUGAAAUUGCACCUGACCAGAGGGAGAAGUUUUUACAGCGUCUCCAACAGGUACAACAAGGUCAAAGUACUAUGCUGGGCAUGCCUCCCCUUGCUGGUGAAAAUCACAAGCAAUUUUCAUCACAGCAACACAAUUCGCUCCUACAGCAGUUCAAUUCUCAGAGCUCAGCUGCCUCACCUCAAGUUGGGUUAGGAAUUGGAGUUCAAGCACCUAGUGUCAGCACUGUCACAUCUGCCUCGUUGCAACAGCAGCCAAAUCCGACUCUUCAACAACAAUUUAGUCAGCAUGGACCAAUGUCAACUAGUCUUAAAGAUUCAGAUGUAGGUCAUGCAAAAGUUGACGAGUUGCAGCACCAGCCGAAUGUAUCCGAUGAUUCAGCUGCCGAAUCUUCCCCGAGGACAGGCGUUGUCAAGAAUCUCAUGAACGAGGAUGAUAUAAAAGCUUCAUAUGCUUUAGACACACCAGGUGGAGUGACUGGAUCCUCAACAGAGGCCGCCCAAAUGCCAAGAGACGUUGAUCUCUCUCCUGGGCAACCUCUACAAUCCAAUCAGUCUUCAGGAAGCCUUGGUGUUAUUGGUCGGAGAAGUGUUUCUGACCUUGGUGCCAUUGGUGGACCAUCUCUGAAUUCUGCGGGUAUGCAUGAUCAAUUAUACAAUUUGCAGAUGCUUGAGUCUGCAUAUUACAAACUUCCUCAGCCAAAAGACUCAGAACGUGCAAAGAGCUACACCCCAAGGCACCCUGCCAUAACCCCUUCCAGUUAUCCUCAAGUACAGGCCCCUAUUGUCAAUAAUCCUGCCUUUUGGGAAAGACUUGGAGCUGAUAAUUAUGGCACUGAUACCCUAUUUUUUGCAUUUUACUAUCAACAGAAUACUUAUCAGCAAUAUCUGGCUGCAAAGGAAUUAAAGAAGCAAUCAUGGAGAUUCCAUAAAAAAUACAACACGUGGUUUCAACGACACGAGGAGCCAAAACUGGCCACUGAUGAUUAUGAGCAGGGGACAUAUGUGUACUUUGAUUUCCAUAUCAGUGACGAGUCGCAGCAUGGAUGGUGCCAAAGAAUCAAGACCGAGUUCAGAUUCGAGUACAACUAUCUUGAAGAUGAACUUAUCGUUUGAAAUGUAUAUAGUCCCUAGAUACUGUGGAUUGGAGAUUAAAAUGUAGUUUUGAUCAUGCAUUGUUUUCUUUAUUUCCUGUCAACGUUUACAAACUGUAUUCAGCAUUCAAAUCGCAUCAGUGAAAUUGUGUAUUUUUCGCUAUCUAAUAAAUCCCGCAAGUUUCCAGUA